Molecule: messenger RNA, 1127 nt
Organism: Phodopus roborovskii (desert hamster)
Lineage: Eukaryota; Metazoa; Chordata; Mammalia; Rodentia; Cricetidae
Gene: Commd8
Product: COMM domain containing 8
Exons: 5
Coding region: 47-601 (184 amino acids)
Source: RefSeq, a predicted model, not a curated record
AGCCUAAGGUGCGGGCCUGUCAUGUGACCGGCGUUGGUUCUCGGGGAUGGAGGCGGAAGGCGAGACGCCGCCGCUGUGGCGGCUGCAGAAGUUGCCUUCGGAGCAGGGCGCCCCGCUUCUUCACAAAAUAAUUGAUGGCAUGUGUGGUCGAGCUUACCCUGCCCACCAUGAUUAUCACAACGUUUGGGAUUUGACUGAAUGGAAGCUCGUUCUGGAAGAUGUGAGCAUGUUUUUCAAAGCUGUAGUUGGCAAAAACUUUUCAGAUGAAGAGACACUCCAGCAAUUGAACCAACUGAAUUCAUGUCAUCAAGAAGCAGUUAUGAAGUGCUUAAAGAGCAGGAAAAAUGAGAUCAAGCAGGCCUUGUUGGGAGAAAUAGUUGAUAUUUCUUGUGCACAGCUACAGGAUUUUGAUUGGCAGUUAAAGCUCGCGCUUUCAAGUGACAAGAUCGCCACUUUACAGAUGCCACUUUUAAACCUUCACUUGGAUGUGAAGGAGAAUGGUGAAGUGAAACCAUACUCUAUUGAAAUGAGUAAAGAGGAGCUGCAGAGUCUAAUCAGUUCCUUGGAGGCAGCUAAUAAGGUGGUCCUGCAGUUAAAAUAACUGGAAAUAGUGAAUUUCAACACUACCAGAUUUCACUGCUGCUACAUGGCAAAGCGAAGGAUGUGUCCGAGGGUGGAUGCUACAGCAGGAGCAAUGCUGAGCUGACAGAGAUGAAGACCUGUCAGCACCCUAAAGAACAGGAAACUGUGUGGCUGAUAGGGAAUAUGUAAAAUGAAAGGUGAAAAGCUGAAGUCAACAAUGAUAUGAUUGUUUCGUUUUAUUUCAAUGCCAAUAUUAAGACUGUAUAAUUUGUGAUAUGGGAAAGUGUUUUAAAGCACCUAUCAGCUGCAUAUGGAACUCACUAGGGGUCUCCUAUCUUUCCAUGUUUCAAAGAAAAGGUUUUUAAGUUGUAAGAAAGCUGUCACUGAUGGUGCGAUGUACAUGUUGUUACUCACAUGCAAGUUCGUUUUUGUUUGUUCUUAAUAUGGAAUUUGUAUGGUCACAAAUUAAUUGUAAUAUAAACCGUUUUUUCAUCUCAGCUAACUUUAAAAAUGAGCAUUCUGAACAAAUAAAGUGUCUGGUUUUA